Molecule: messenger RNA, 3075 nt
Organism: Pelmatolapia mariae (spotted tilapia)
Lineage: Eukaryota; Metazoa; Chordata; Actinopteri; Cichliformes; Cichlidae
Gene: srd5a1
Product: steroid-5-alpha-reductase, alpha polypeptide 1 (3-oxo-5 alpha-steroid delta 4-dehydrogenase alpha 1)
Exons: 5
Coding region: 122-919 (265 amino acids)
Biological process (GO): steroid metabolic process
Cellular component (GO): membrane
Molecular function (GO): 3-oxo-5-alpha-steroid 4-dehydrogenase activity
Source: RefSeq, a predicted model, not a curated record
GCGAGCGUGUGCGCUGUCCAGGCUCUUGUCUGCGUUCUGGACUACAAGCUAGGGAAGAACCGGUAUGUAUAGUUAGCUAAUUGUGAACGUUUUAGUUUUAAAUAUUAGCCCUCAGGUCGAAAUGGACGCUCUCCUCUCCCUGCUCUUCUCCUCGGAGGAAGAGGAGCUGUACAUGUUGGACCGCAUGGCUUACCUCAUGUUUUUAAUGGCAGCCUGCACUUUUAUUACUUUGCUGUUUGAAAAUGUUCCUUACGGGCGGUAUGCUACAAGCAAGUAUGGAUUUCCAGUUAACGCCAGGUUCGCCUGGUUCGUCCAGGAGCUGCCAGCCUUGCUGCUCCCUUUGUGUCUGCUACUCCGGACAUCUUCUUCUAAGACGUCUUUACUAUCUAAUCAGCUCCUCAUUGCCAUGUAUUUCUUUCACUAUGUCCAGAGAGCCUGCAUUUAUCCAUUUUUAAUCAGAGGAGGGAAAGCGACACCGUUCGCUUCAUUCGCCCUGGCCUUUGUGUUCUGCUGCUAUAAUGGCUUCAUGCAGAUCAGGUACCUGAGCCAUUAUGCUGAGUACCCAGCAUCCUGGGUUACACAUCCAUGCUUCCUCAUUGGCUCGGUACUGUGGUUCGUCGGCUGGUUUAUAAAUGUACAAUCUGACCACAUCCUUAGGAACCUGAGAAAGCCCGGAGAGACUGGUUACAAGGUUCCCAAAGGCGGCAUGUUUGAGUACGUGUCUGGGGCCAACUUCUUGGGCGAGAUAACAGAGUGGGCUGGCUUCGCUCUGGCUGGUCACUCUGUUCACAGUGCAGCCUUCGCCAUCUUUACCGCAGUGGUCCUCGCUAGCAGAGCUGUGGCCCACCACAAAUGGUACCUUGCCAAGUUUGAGGACUACCCUAAAAGCAGGAAGGCGUUGAUUCCCUUUCUGUUCUAGAAAACUGGACACCUUGAAAGGUAAUGUGUUCUCCUGCAACGGCAAAGAACAUUCCCGUGAUCAUUUGCCUAAUUUAGAAAUUCUCUAAUGUUGCAACAAACCUUGAACACAGCUUAUUUUUUUCCACUGAAAACAAGCUCACUCUAGGUGUGAAGAAGCGAUAGUUAAAAGUCACCAUCUCAGAAAGGUUUUUAUCAUUUCUGUUACAUUGGUAAUAACAUCACAAAGCACCAAGGAACCUCAACAAGCAUGGACUGAAUGUGCUGGAAGUGUUGCAUUUGCAGGAGAGGCGGCAUUCAGCUCUCCUCCAGAGGAAAUAAAGGUUGUGAAUGGAGUAGCUCCAUGGUAAUAUAUGGGAUUUAUGACACUCUACAGCAGCAGUAAACAGCUUUAAGACUCUCCUCCUGCUCUGCAUAUUCUCCCAGUUGGAACAUAAAGUUGGAAAUGCAAAGCAGACAUUUAAAAUGGUCAUUUUAUCCUCAAGAUUCAGCUGUUGCAAAUCUUUUUAACGUCGAUUCGCAUCAAAUAGAUGAGUUCUGAAUUAAGUAGAACGUGUUUUCUACUGGAUUUUGCUCUGGGUGUCAUCUACUGACCUCGUCAUCUCAAAGUCCUGAAAGAGAAGCAACUUUGUGAAUGUAACUGCAUAUCUGGACUUAAAAAGACCGAGACUUGCAUCAGGCCUGUCCCCCACUCAUGGACUGCGGGGACAGAGAAUGGAGAUCAAGCACAGGCGUCAAUAAGUCACCCAUGCCUGAAAUUAGAAAAUAAGAGUUGCCCCAAAACAUGCCCCAUGCUGGGAGUUUCUCAGAGAGAUGGUGAAGAAGUGGAGAAGAAAUUAGAGAAAAAUAUUGGCCAGGUGAAAGCAGGAGGACAACGCGUGCUGAAUGAAUAAAGCUGUGCGAGAUGUGUUUUUGAAGGGAAGAACUGGAAGUAAAGACAGGAACAGGAAAUAUUGAACUUGUCUCUUUCGCUCCAUUACUGUUUCAUUUUUGUUACUGUGAGUCAUAAUCUUGUCAGUGUAAGUUAAGACUUUUCUUAAAUCAUGUCAUGGUUUGUUGGUACUCAGAAUUUCAUGUGCCCUUUUUUGGGUGGGUUUUAAAAAUUACUUUUUAUUCAAAAGAAGUACAGUUAUCUUUAAAGUUUGCUCACUCAUUUCCUGAUGAAGUAAUUUUCCUGUCACAACUGAGGUCAUGUCUUUAGGAAUUUUAUAAAGGGAUUUUUACACUUUGUCACCAAUAAAUACUUUGACUGCUGCGUCUGCGUGUGAUGAUAAAUGAUGGCUGCUUUGCAGAGUGACAUCCUUCAUGCCCCCACCUUCUCUCUCUUUUUUCCAGGGUGUUUUUUCUAGUUGUGCAUCCUCUGUCUGGGCUCCUUGUAAUUGCAUCACUAUAUUACACAGACACUAUUUACAACUGAGCGUGCCAUUUGCCUGUAAUGCCAUUCAUCUUCAUGCACUGUGUAAUGGCUUGUUGGUCCCAAACUUUGACACACAGGCCUUGGAUACAAGUAAUAUUUAAUAUACGCAUGCUAUAUAAUUUAAUGUAACGUGGAAAAGCAACUAUGCAGCAUUAACAACCUUCAGCCUUUAAGACUGUUGCAUGCAAACAAACACACAUAUCUGUGCUAGAAAAGUAAAAUAACAAGCCACUGCUGCAUGUUCUGCCCGUCUUGCAAGCCAUAGACUGUAUAUAAAAGAUGGACACAGCUUUCCGAUGUGAAAAGUGAAGCCAGCCUGGAAGUCUACUUUCAAGAUUUAUUGAAAACAAUAAGCUGUUCAUUUUGUAAACUGUGGACCCAAUAAGAGGGAAAAAAGGAUAAAGCAUGAAAUGUUUAUGACUGGAUCAACCUUGUGAUUGACAAGUCUCUAUUGUAUGAGUGACCAUUAGAAGCUACAGUGAAAAUGACGAAGGGUUCAAAACAGUCAAGUCCAGCUGAUAAGUUAGCGAUCCACCCUCUUCUUCAAAUAUGGCCACUGCUGGCUAUAAAAGGGGGAAAACCAACAUGGCAACAUGGACUCCUAAGCCAGCCGGUAAUGUAAUAGCUGCUUUGGUUAUUUAUUUGUUUAUUUAUGGCUCCAGUCUUGCCUCCCACAGAUAGGACUAGACUUUGUACAGGUUCUCACAAGACAAAAUAUUAUGUCAAAGUCUGAAAUUAAA